Messenger RNA from Marchantia polymorpha subsp. ruderalis, 2068 nucleotides. NCBI's taxonomy places the organism in Eukaryota, Viridiplantae, Streptophyta, Marchantiopsida, Marchantiales, Marchantiaceae. The record is from the annotation of a GenBank genome assembly.
CUCCUCGCGAGGAGCAAAAGAUGUGAGCUAUGGGAGCGUCAGCCUUUUCUGUGACUACGACUUGUUGCCGCGCUUCCAGUGCAAGUCUCGUACUAAGGACGCUUCUAUGACGCGUUGGGCAACAGGAGACUUGCAUCAGAAGAUCCAUUAUCGAGGGCAUGGCAAGAGAUUCGCUAAAGAUUUUAGGAUGCGGUCUCUAAAUUUGGACCUCUGGCUCCCACUGACCGUGCUCCGUGGACGCCUAUAACUGAGAGUGAUUCUCACAUGUUUGGAGCAGUGUCGUGAGGCCUGAGGAGGAAGAAGGAUCGGUCACGCUCGAGCCAAAACCAACACCGAUCGGGAAGAGCAAUCACUCGCGUCGCCAGAAAUCUUCCAUCUCCUCUCGUCCUCCAAGACACUCUCCAGAAAUUUUGCUCUUCAGCAAUUCUGUAUGUUCUGUAUGUCGUUUCGUCUCGUGUUUGAUUGUCCUCGCUCUAGUACCAUAAAAUUUGCUGCCUCGUGCUGACAAUCGUCGCAGACUUCCGGGGCGAAAAAAAAUUUGAGUUUCCUUCGAGAGAUGUCCGUCGACUGGCUGUAUCAGAGGAUGUCCCUGGGCAUGGUAUACGCGGUGGCACUUUUGGUCGUGAUUCUCACGGUGCUCAAGGUGUUCGGUCUCAGCUAGCGAGGUGUGAAAUUGGAAGACGAGGAGAACGGAAUAGGACAGAGGAGGAGAGAUGCCAAUUGCCGAGGCGUGCGCAGUGACAUGUAGUUUAGGAACCCUAGUCGCGAAGGUCUACAAAGUGUGCGCGAAAAUCGUCAAGAGCGACUUCGCGCUGAUUCUGGAUGACAGCGGCUCGCAACUGUCGGUCACUGCCACCGUCACCACUUGGAUCAGGGAGCUCUCGGAUUCCAUGAGCAUCAUGCAGAAGUUCUGUUUUGCUAUGGUCAUCGUGCUGCUCAUCACGCUGGUGAUCGUUUGCAGCGCGAGAGCCAUCACCCACCACUGCGAGUCAUCCGCGAGCUUCGAAGAGAACGAAGAUAAACGUCGACCCAUCUAUUCCUACAAGAAGCCCAGCCCUUCGACGACGAACUCAUCCUUCAUGGAAUCGUGGGUGGCUUCACAGAGGCGGCUCGCCAAGUACUCUCUCGGGGCACCUUUGAUCUGCUGACAACGAAGAUGAGAGGCGCAGACGACGAACUGAAUCGAAAUUUCUCGAUACCCAUACAGCUGCUGCUGGCUAUAGUUGUAAUCCUAUCGAUCUCUGAAGCAAAAGGGAUCCCCUGACCUUGUCCUAUCUCGGACUCGGUCUUGCAAUUCUAAUGCGAUUAUAAUAUUAUAGUUAUGCAUGACGGACUUGCAUCCGAACCUCCGGCUCGAGGCGACGAAGGGCUCCGGAUACUCACGACGAUUGUACACAAUUUCCUACGUUUUCACAGCAGACGCAGCCGGCUCGUGGAGUUGAAGAUUAUUCCUCCGCUCUCUGCUGAAUUCGAUGAGUCUAAUCUCCUCGGAAGGCUCGCAUCCGAGCUUUGGGCCGCCGAUUUGAAACGCUGAGGAGUUCCAGAAGGAGGCUUUGUCUUGUUUUUGGUGGGGGUGGGGGUGGAGGCCAUGGACAUCGAAGGUGGGACCAGCUGGAUGAGUUGGAUGCGCAUGCAGUUUAUGAGUCCCGGUCACGGCUGCCUUCAAAAUUGAUGAGAACCCACGGGUGGGUGGCAGAGUUGCUUCCGAGCCUUGAGCGACCAAUGAAAUUGCAACAGAGCUCCGGUGCAGGAAUCCCCUGAGAAAUGCGGCGUGGACGCGAAGAUCUUGAAAGGGGACCGGCCGCACAAUGAUGCGCUCGGAGGUGACAAUACACCAGAAAGUAAGGCUAGCGGAUUGAGUUGUCAUUCUAGGCGUCGUAGGUUGACAUGUCAGGGAAGAGACAUGGAGAAAAGAGCUCUACACGUGAUGCAUGGUGACCUUAGUCGGCGAUUGCAAGAUUAUAGCUUCGAAACCGAAUGCCAUAUCUAUCAUCGUUCUGAUGUGUAUUACGACUGAUCAAUGUCUGAACAAAAGUGUUAUCAACGUUGUGCCAUUUUCUUCGUUAUC